CAGACUAGCAAUCCCUUGCAAGAGCAUGAAUGCUUUUAUUCUAUUAUCCCACACAGCAAAAUAGUUUGUUGGAAUCAAAUAUAUGAGUGUUUGAGAAUCAGAGCGGGAUCGCUAAGCGAAAUCAAACGCUCUGCUUGCUAUAUAGCUACCAACUUCUUCAGAUAAACAUACCGUGGCUUGAAACGACACCAGCGCCAUUUCAUUUCCGAGACUUUUGGAUUGUGAGUACUUCUUCUGCUAAGGUGUAACGCUCAGAGCGGGAUUGCUAAGGCGAAAUGGAACGCUCUGCUUGAUAUAGCUACCAAUUUCUUUAAAUGUUCAUACCGUGGCUUGAGUCGACACCAUCAGUGCCAUUCAAUUUCCAAGACUUUGGGAUUUACUUCUUCUGCUAAGGUGUCACAGAAGACUCCAUUAACAUGCCGAAUCAAGCUUCAUCAAUCGUGGUUACUUCAAUCCCUCCACCUUCCCCUCCCUCUGUUAUAUCACAAUGGCGGGAUGGCUUAAGUGACGAGGACGAAAGCGGGCUACCUAAAAGGAACAACACCUUCUUCGGCAUAUUGGCCAAGUGUUUUUGGAGCUUUCCCGUGACAGUCUGUGUCAUUGAGUUCGUGCUGCUCAUAUUAAUGGGUGCUACGGUUGUCUCUUUAUAUGGUUCGCCUGCUUUUGAUGAUGCAUCAAAGGGCGUUGAAGCCAGAGGAACCCCUAUCCACGAUCGCCUCAUCGCGUUUGAGAAUCUUCUGAGAGAGGAAGAACUCUUUUCUGUCUUACCAAACGGAGUCGACAUCGCAUCCGUGGAUGAACUCGAUGAUCAGUCAUCAACACAAUCCGUCGAAGACAUCACACAACCAGAAGGCACUAUUAACUUUUGUGGCACUCCAGAUUUCAGUGGAUUUCGAAUGGUUUGCGAGUCUUCAUCACCAUCUAACCCCAACCUUCUCACACGGGAGCACCUGAUUUCAAUGUGUCGUCAUGAUGACGUUAUCGUUCGCAACACGUCCCACUUUCAAACAGCUUGUAAGAAAGACGCAUCGGGUUCCUGCUGUGCCACAUGGUCUCUCGCCAACUACAUCGUGACUAUGAACAACAGGGUUUCCUGCUUUGGCAUCACGGGUGAUGACGUUGAUCGCAUGAUGGCUCUCCUUCAGCACUGCGCACCCUUUUACAGUUCCGGCGAUCUGCAACCCGGGUGCAGUGAAGAACAGAAUUGCUCAUCGCGGGUACCUGUUGAAUGCAUCGGAUAUGAUGAUGCGGUGUACUUUAUCUUCUAUGCUCUGACUCCUGGAUCAUUCUCAUCGUCUCUGAACACCGGUGAUGCCGAGUUAACCCUAAACCUUCACCUGUAUCCUUUGAGUGAUGAUGCAGACGCACUGAAGAUGAUCUACCUGGAAAACAUCUACCACCAAUCUCUGGAUGAUGGGGUUACCAUGGUUAUAGGCAUCGGAGUGGAUACCCGGAAGGUCAAGUUAAGCACCUACUCCAAUGCACUCCGAGGAGACUUCCUCUACGUCGGCAUAGGAUGUGCCGUCAUUGUGGCCAUCAUCUGGAUCUACAUGGAGUCUCUGCUCACAGCCAUCCUGGUCCUGUUGCAGAUGGCACUGUCGCUGAUGCUCGGAUACUUCUUCCAUUUUGUUGUGUUUCGCUUCGCGUUCUUCCCGUUCAUGUCGCUCCUGGCGGUGAUCCUUGUGAUAGCUGUAGGUGCAGAUGAUGCCUUCAUAUUCAUGGACAUCUGGAGGAAGAAUCUAAAACUAUCCACAGACCAGUCUCGAGUGAACGACUUGAGGACAACUCUCAAGGAGGCCACACUCACCAUGUUCGUCACGAGUUUCACCAAUGCCGCUGCGCUUUUUGUGACCGCCUUCAGUGAUGUUACAACUGUUCGUCUCUUCUCCAUCUACUCCGGAAUGGUGAUCUUAGCAAACUUUUGUCUUACGAUCAUCUGGCUUCCACCUGCAGUCAUGAUAUCAGAGAAGUAUAUCCACAGGAGAAAGGUGACGUCCGAACCCUCUUCUGCAAAGCAUAAAGUUUUCUUCGCAAAGACAAAGAGAAAAUUGGGUGAUAUCAUUCAUUCUUUCUUUAGGGUUCAUCUACCGAAGUUUGUUCUAAGAUUUCGUUUCGUCUGGCUGAUUUUGUUUCCCAUUCUCUUUAUUGGGUCGUUAGUUGUUGUUUUCUUCAAGCCAGGGCUAUCUCUACCAUCUGGUGGUGAUAUAAUGCUCUAUAAACCAGCGCAUCCCAUCGAAAGGUACGAUCAAGUUCUUAAGUGGAAAUUCGACUUUGAAAAUGCAAGCGUUUCUCAGCUCCCGAUCAUUGUAGUUUGGGGAAUCAUUCCGUUAGACAACGGGGAUCAUUGGGACCCCGACGACAGGGGUCAUGUUCUCUUAGAAGCACCAUUGAACCUGUCAAGCCAAGACAGUCAACAGUGGCUAUUAAACUUUUGCCAGGAGAUGCGUCGACAGGGCUUCUAUCAAAGACCGACGAUGAUCACCGAAGACUGCUUUAUUGAAUCCUUUGGGCAAUUCAUGCAACAACCUUGUGUACAACCUGCAAUUGAAGGGGAUCAGAUAGAUAGAUGCUGUAAUCAAGACACCUUUCCUUUGCCAUCAGUUCUCUUCGAUGAAUGUCUACCGCUAUUUAUAGCAGAUCGUUGCAAGAGGUAUCCCUGUAAUUCGCCAAUUCCUGGUCCGCGCUUCGGCCCUAACAACUCGAUAAGUGCCCUUUAUGUGCAAUUCGAAAGUUCCGUUCUUGAAAGAUUCGAGUUUCAAGAGACGAAUGAGUUUUGGAACAAUGCUUCAUCCUGGGUCAAUGACCAAAUGCAAUCUGCCCCGGAAGGACUCCGAAAGGGUUGGUUUGUGACCUUCAGUGACAAACAACCUUACUUUCUUGACAACACCCUAGGCUUCGCAAGAGGAGCCCGGACUUCCCUGGCCUUGUCCAUCGCCAUUGCUGCAGGUGUUGUCCUCCUAACCAGCCGCAACAUCAUCAUGGUGCUCCUGAUUAUCCUGUCGAUCGGAGGCGCGGUGAUCACGGCAUUGGCGGCUCUGGUCUUCGCCGGCUGGGAGCUUAACGUCUUCGAAUCGUCGAUGAUGGCACUGAUCGUCGGUCUGACGGUAGACUUCACGUUGCAUUACGGCGUCGCGUAUCUUCACGGCCCCGACACCGAUCGUCGGUCUCGGAGCCACUACUCCAUCUCGACUAUCUCGCGCGCCAACUCGAUGGCGGCGUUAUCCAGCUUCGUCGCCGGGUCUCUCAUGCUCCCAGCCGAUGUCAUCAUCUUUACCCAGCUCGGCAUCGCUCUCCAGAUCAUCAUGGUGUGUAGUUGGGCGACUGGAACUUUCUUCUUCAUAUCGCUUUGCCGCACGAUUGGACCAGAAAAAAAUCACGGCAAGUUGUCUUCUUUUUGUAAAAAGAGUGAUGGGAAGCCGAUUACUCCCGUUAUUUAA
Molecule: messenger RNA, 3437 nt
Organism: Strongylocentrotus purpuratus (purple sea urchin)
Lineage: Eukaryota; Metazoa; Echinodermata; Echinoidea; Camarodonta; Strongylocentrotidae
Product: protein dispatched homolog 1-like
Exons: 5
Coding region: 417-3437 (1006 amino acids)
Cellular component (GO): membrane
Source: RefSeq, a predicted model, not a curated record